CGGAGCAAACAAGAUCUCAAGAGAAACCGAGGGCAGUGGGUGAGGAAGUGUCGCGGUGCAGUCCCGGGGGGCCAAGCUGGGGGUCGGACAGUGAAUCUCCGUGGUGCUGCUGUGUUAGAGUUGCACAAGCUACAGCGUGACCCCUGACACUGAACAAUGGGGAGACCCAGGAAAAACCCUGACAGCACAGCCUCACCUCGUCAAGCUGCAACUGUGCCCAAAGUCACCCCAGCAGCACCCCGUUCCUCUGCCUCCUCUACCCAGGCCAAGACAACACCCACAGCCAGCCGACCUACGAGCACUCAGGCUGCUGGGAGUUCAGGCACCAGCAGGGCACAGACAGACAAGCCAACCAGCAGCACCACUGCCAGAAGAGCCGGGCAAAGCUCUUCCCAAUCAAGGGCCACUGCAGCACAUGGCAGUGAUCAAGGAGACACCAAGAUAAGCUACAGAGUGACAGCUAAGAACCUCACAGUAACUAGUGGAGGGAAACCUUGCUCCACAACACCUAAAGUACCUGCCGGUGCCGACCCCUGCCUGGGAGGGAGUCAAUCCAGCCGCUCUCGGGCCAAUACCACUGACCAGGGCAAAGCAAGCAAAUUUCCCUCCCUGCUGACAAGAGAAGAUGUGGUGAAAGUGGAGAGGGAAACCCGGGGCCAGAGGGACAAUCCCAAGUGGUAUGAGUGGCGGAAAAACCGCAUCACGGCCUCAGUUGCACCCAGGAUCGCUAACAGCAAGUUUGUCAAUGGCAGGAGCUCAGAGGUGCCCCAGUCUUAUCUCAAGGCUGUGGUGAGCUCCGGGUCCAAAAUGCAGACACCAGCCAUGUCCUGGGGCAUCCGAAAUGAGAAAAAGGCAGUGCAGGCAUAUGAGCAGCUCCAGUCCAGGAGGACAGGUAGACCUGUGAAGGUGGAGGAGUGUGGCCUCUUCAUUCACCCAGGGAAGGAGUGGCUCGCAGCCAGCCCAGAUGGAAUUGUCAGAGAAGCAGAUACAGGGAAGCUACUGGGGCUACUGGAGGUCAAGUGUCCCUAUAAGCACAGAGACAAGACAGUGAAAGAGGCCUGUAAGGACACAGCCUUCUGCCUGGAAGUGGAUGGUGAGCUCUACUCCUUGAAGAGAAACCAUCCCUACUACACUCAGGUGCAGUGCCAGCUGGCAACAACGGGCUUCGACAGGGCUGACUUUGUGGUUCACACCAACAAAGAUACAGUCAUCGCCUCAGUGGACUUUGAUGCAGGGUUCUGGGAGAGAACUGAGCCCAAGCUGGAGAAGUUCUACAUUGAGGCUGUGAUUCCCCACCUGGAGGAGAAGAGAGGCAACUCAGUUUGGGUUAAGGAAGAAUAAUGUAAUUGGGACAUCUGGCCACUACCCCACCAGGGUGCUUCUGUCUUCACCAGAUGCCAUUAUAGAUUAAUGGACUAUUUCUGAUUCUGCCACAGCAGAACUAUGGGAUCUGGAAUAUGAUACCUGCUGAGUCCUGGUCUAUGUUUUAAAAAUUAGUGCUAACUAGUUACAUUUGUUCCCUAAAUGCUUUAGUUAUGUCUACCUAAUCUCCAGUGUAGACAUGGCUAGGUCUUCUAAUGAACUAGUUCCUACACUGAGCAGUAACUAUCUCCAGUACAGCUGCAGCACUGCUGCGGUAGUGGCUGUAAUGUAGAUAUUGCUUGA
Malaclemys terrapin pileata is the source of this 1665-nucleotide messenger RNA. RefSeq lists its product as uncharacterized. The record is from RefSeq and is a predicted model, not a curated record. Bases 157 to 1341 code for a protein of 394 amino acids. Lineage: Eukaryota; Metazoa; Chordata; Testudines; Emydidae. The transcript is spliced from 3 exons.